Molecule: messenger RNA, 4401 nt
Organism: Arctia plantaginis
Lineage: Eukaryota; Metazoa; Arthropoda; Insecta; Lepidoptera; Erebidae
Source: the annotation of a GenBank genome assembly
AUGCGGAGAAAAAGGAAAGUGUCCUUACCCGAGGCUAAAACCAUCAUCGCUAAUGUGUACGACUUCCUCCAAGCCGAGUACGAGUACUUAAAUAGUUACACCGGAGACAGUUGUGACUUCAGCCCUUUAGCUAACAUCGUCAAGCGUACUGCUGCAGCCACGAGGGUCAGUGAAGCGACCGUUAAAGAGAUUUUAGAGGAAAGAAGCUCAGAGGAGUUUGCAUCAAGCAAACGCGCCAGAGUGACUCCCGACUUUAAGGACGAGGAUGUAAGUCCGAUCAAAGAAGAGUCAAGUGGUGAAAGCUCAGAUGAUGAUGAACAUGGUGACGGAGAAAGCGAAUCAACUAAAGCAUCGACUACUGAGGUACAAACUAUACCACCAAGGAAAAGGAAAAAGACAAAUGCACAAAGAUGUAGAGAAUAUCGUGAGAGAAAGAAAUUACAAAAUACAAUGGUACAAAACAUAACUGCAGAGAGAUCAGAUGAAUGUGGUGAGACUGAUCAAUUACCAGCCAGAAAACCUAAAACUGCUGCAGAAAGAAGAAAAAAACAUUAUGAAGCGCAGAAAUUAAAGAAACAAAAAAUUAAAAAAAUACCUAAAACUGCUAAACAAAGAAAUAAAGAAUAUUACUAUAGGAAAAAGAAAUUACAGGCUUUAAACACUUUAAAUCAUAAUUCAGAUGCUACCAUCGACAUAGAGGAACAUCCAAUAGAAACCUUGAAAGUGGAAAUGGACGAAAAUGAGGAAUACAACAGAGAAGCCAGCCACGGAAUUUCGUUUCAAACACAACCUCUAUCAACACAGCAGGUGUCUUCAAUUCAUCAGUCAUUACCACCAACGGCUCCAACACAUACCGAGGUCAAGCAAGAGCCUGUAGAUGAGGAAGAUCAUGAUACCAUCGACAUAGAGGAACAUCCAAUAGAAACCUUGAAAGUGGAAAUGGACGAAAAUGAGGAAUACAACAGAGAAGCCAGCCACGGAAUUUCGUUUCAAACACAACCUCUAUCAACACAGCAGGUGUCUUCAAUUCAUCAGUCAUUACCACCAACGGCUCCAACAGAUACCGAGGUCAAGCAAGAGCCUGUAGAUGAGGAAGAUCAUGAUACAAUGGAGCCAGAUGUACAAAUUCCUUCAACGUCCAGUACACCGAUGGAGACUGAUGAUAUCGUGCCACCAACGUCUGCCAUACCUUUCGCUGUGCCACACACACCCCAUAACGCCAAAGCGCAACGACAAAGUAUGUAUAGAAAACGUAAGGCCGCGGAAAGAACUCCUGCAGAGGCAGCAGAUUUUGCAAAAGCAGCCGCCGAAAGACAACGUAGAUGCAAGCAACGUAGACUCGCCAACUCAGCUCUUGACACCGGCACACUAGAGUCAGCCACAGUGUCUGCUCCUGUGGUAGUGGAAAGAACAGUUACUGCCCAGACCAGCGCUCAGCGACAACGUGCUUACAGACAGCGUAGAGCUGCUCAAAUUGUUUCACAAAUAAGUACUCCACCGACUCACACAGCAGUGCAACCGGAACAAUCAACCUGGAAUAUCAAAUGGUCGUCGUCAAUAAAGAGGUUUAAAACUACAUUUCUGGACAACGAAUUUGGCCACGCUUGCUCUGUUUGCGACCGAUUAUGGUUCAAGAAUGACCUUAAAAUCAUCACUGCUGCACAACUACAGGUCAUAUCGGAUUGGUUCGUUAAGGAAAAUAGGCAACUACGCGAGGAGGAUUAUACGCAUAUUUGCAACACCUGUAGAUUUUCGCUGAACAAACAUAAGCUUCCUACCCUUGCAAAAGUGAAUGGCUUCUCAUAUCCAGAAAUACCUCCUGGCUUACCGCCACUGGAUCCAAUUAGUGAACGAUUAAUCUCACCACGUCUGCCAUUCAUGCAAGUGCGUCGUCUGCGGCAUGACUUCUCUUAUGGAAUUAUUGGUCAAGUGAUCAACGUUCCAGUCAACGUAGAAGACAUGGUAAAAUGCUUGCCCCGGCAUUUAGAUGAGGACGACGUCAUUAAUGUCAACAUCAAACGGAAUCUCGCACACAAAACAAAUUACAUCAGUGGCUACAUGUCCAAAAGGACAAUCAAAGAAUGGUUGGAUGUACUUCAAAAUUCAAGUCUAUAUCGCUUGUACGAUAUCAAAGUAGAUUUGUCAAGGCUGCAAACUGUCGUGCCACCAGAGGAAGAUUUGCAGGAUGACUCGGCUCAUCGAAUCGAAACAAUCGCCGCCGAGUGUACUCCGGAGUCAGAAAUUCUUGCUUCCAGGCAGCAUACACUACUGUGGAACGAAGAGGAUUGCCUCGACAUCGCACCAGGACAUCGGGCCAUGCCUCUGAACAUCAUUUACGACCGUCAUGCUGAAGAACUAUCAUUUCCUGCAAUAUACUACGGCCAGCCUCGUCGCUUCCACAUGGGAGUUUCAGUGACACCUUACAUGAUGGCAACCAGUGAAUUACGACGAAGUGACAGACGCGGAGCCACGCCUCAAAAAGUCUUGUACGUUGCUAUGAAGAUUCUACGUCUCCGCAUGGUGGAUGGCAUUUACAGCACAUUUCGGAAUGUGUCAACCACGGAAAACGUUACUCGACGCAUGUUGGAGGACCCGGAAUUUCUUAAAGAAUUUGUCGUUCAAAAUCUUGCCUUCAUGAAGUGUCGCAAACGAGAUCUGUUUGCGAUGCUCCGUCAACUAGGUAAACCGACCAUAUUUCUCACUUUAAGUGCAAACGAAGUACGCUGGUUGAUAUUACUGAACUUACUCCUCAAAUUGAGUAACAAGUAUCCUGGAAAAGUUGCUGAAGAUCUAAACACGUCAGAGCGGUGCAACUUAGUGAGCGACGAUCCAGUUACGUGCUGCAUAUAUUUCCACAAACUCGUCGGUACAUUGAUGAAUAUGCUGAAGGCAAAACAAUCAUAUAAUCCAUUUGGCCAGUACUUUGUUAAAGAUUAUUUCUUUCGCAUUGAGUUCCAGCAUCGAGGAAGCCCCCACGCACACAUUUUGGUGUGGUUGAAUAAUGAUCCACACGAGGCCGUGUCAGAAAAUAUGCCAAUGACCAUCGAGCUCGUGGAGAAGCUGAGUUCUGUCGCCAAAGAAGAUAUGCCCAACGAGACCAUCUACGCCAAUCAAAUUCACAAGCACACUUUCACCUGCACGAAGCGAGGUGAGACGACUUGCAGAUUUGGGAUCCCGUACUGGCCAAUGCCUGCUACUCGAGUCUUGGUUCCAAUGCCUCAGACUGAUGGACGCCGGUCAACAUUCCAAAAAAAAUCCAAGGAGCUACGAACGUGUCUCAGCGAACGUACAUACCCUAGCAUGAAUGACUUUUUGAGGGAACAUGGUCUGACAUUUGAUGCAUAUCUUGAUAUAGUACGUUCAACCCUUCGCAGGCCAACUUUGUUGUUUAAACGUAACUUCGAUCAACUUAUGACAAACACGUUCAACCCUUACCUUGCUGGUCAAAUUAAUUCCAACAUCGAUAUUCAGUUUAUCUUAGAUGAAUACAGCUGCGCACAGUACGUCGUGGAAUACGUGAACAAAUCAGCUCGUGGAAUGGGUAACUUGAAUCGAGAGUUGACUAAAAUGAUGGAAGAACAUCCUGACCGCGAUUACACUGGUCAAUUAAAAGCAUUGAGUGUCAAACUUCUCAAUGCAGUUGAAAUGUCGGCGCAAGAAGCAGCAUGGUAUUUGUUACGACAGCCGAUGAGCGAAGCAAGCCGUCAAAUUGUGUACAUACCAACAGUGUGGCCCUCAGAGAGACAACAUUGCCGCAAACGUCGGAAACAAUUGGAUCGCGAAGGAAUCGCAGAGGACAGCACAGACGUGUGGACCAAAAACAUCAUUCAGCGGUAUGAAGAAAGACCUCCAUCUUUGCAAGAUGUAUAUUUGGCCGAGUUUGCGUCGUGGUAUGCUAACUCUCGUGAUUUCAUUGACAAUGAAGACGACUUGAACGUGCAUGAAGAUGACGAUCCUGAACCGCCGACUGGAGAAAGAACGACAUCGAGAGGAUAUCGCAAACGUCUGAUCGGUCGAAUCAUACGAUACAGAUGCUACGACAUAGAUGAAACUGUCAAUUAUCAACGUGAGAUGGUACUGCUGUACUUGCCCUUUCGCAACGAAGUCGCUGACAUUGUUGAUUGUAAUAAAUUUAUACAAUUAUUCAAUGACAACAAGGAAACUAUCAUGGAACGCAGAAAACUUUAUGAGAACAAUAUUGACAUCGACAAAGUGAUGCAAGAGCUAGAAGCAAUGAUGAUUUUGCAAAAUUCAGACACCACAGAACCAACGGAAACAGAGUCAAGAAGAGUGUUUGUAGAACAGCUGUUAGGAGGAGAGGGAGCUGAAAAUAACGAUGAUGUUAAUGAAAUCGUGCCGCAAAACGGAUUGUCAGUUGUAAAAAAAAUUGGUUGCCUGUAA